This is a messenger RNA of Odontomachus brunneus, 5738 nucleotides long. Its product is annotated as zinc finger protein 2 homolog. Gene Ontology annotation, cellular component: nucleus. The coding region runs from base 719 to 1921 and encodes 400 amino acids. The transcript is spliced from 6 exons. NCBI's taxonomy places the organism in Eukaryota, Metazoa, Arthropoda, Insecta, Hymenoptera, Formicidae. The record is from RefSeq and is a predicted model, not a curated record.
CAGCCGACGCGACGCACAACACACGCUCCUCCACGCGCGAGACCGUGCGUGCCCUCCUCGGCUACACUGGGGUCAGUCGGGGUCCUGCUCUUAGUCAGGACACUCCGAGAGAGCUCCUUCGCAUGAGCUGAUCGUCCAGACAGCCUACCUGUCGUCGGACCACUUGGUAAUCGACUACUAUCACCCGUUGGUUACCUUCGUCAUAUGUGGUGCAGGCUUUUUAUCACGAGAUCAAGAGAGAGAAGAGGAAAUCAUCAAAUCGCCCGCGAGACUUCAAGAUCUCGCAGGGGAGGUCGAAACCUUCUUUAAGUUGGCGAAUUUUCUCAGUUCGAGUUGGAGAUUCCGAGAGAUACGAAGAGAGAUCGUAGCGCUCACACACGUUCUCCGCGCUCGACCUUGGUGCAGCACGUGGCUCCGAAAGAGACUCGGUCGUAGUCCGGUGGCGAACGGGACCAGUCUCAAGGUCGCCCGAGGGAAUACUCAAUUCCGCGUUUCUUGGACGCGCUCGCCGCCGAGGUCGUGUUUCACGCGCGAGAUCGUAACCUGUGCGAGAAAAGGACGUGUGCCACGUUUGGAAGUUUGACGUUUGCCGCGGACGAUCUGUGUAACUCGCGACGAACUAAUCUAGGCAGUGUUGGAUCCAGAUCGGGAAUAGUGCGCGCGGUUCCAUGAGCGGCGUGGAAUUUUAGCGCAUCGUUCGUCACAACAUCUGGACGUAAUGUGCGAAGCGGUACCUCGAACUUGGCACAUGAAACCGGAACUCCAUUGCAAUCCCGUAGGAAUCCCGGCGGGUGCCUUGUCACCCCCGGUCACCCUCUCGCCGCCCAGCAGUCCGAGCGUGAUCGCGCUGCCGCCGUCGCCCUGGAGCCCGGGUGUGCCCGGGGGCAGCUCGAGCACCAUCGCCUCGACCAAUGCACCCUCGGGCCUCUGUCAACCUGUCCCUGACCGUUUCAGCGCCUUCACCCUCGUCUCAAAUUACAACCCCGAUCUGAGACUGCAAAGUCUACCUCUCAGCGCCAGCGUCGCCGCGCGAGAAAUGCGCUGUGGUCUGAUGUACGGUGGCUAUGGGUCAUCCGGCAGUGCCUGGUGGGCCCGUCACGUGGGCCUGCUGCUGCCACAUUCCUUGCUACCACCUACAAGAAUCCCGUCCCAACAGACGACACCGGUCACGAACUGCUCGCCCAUUCAUCCGGAACCCCUCAGCCCAGCACGUCCCGGAUCACCCCGAAGAUGCACGCCCGAGAAAGCCAAAUUCGACGAGGAGGUGCCGUUGAACCUCAGCACGAAGCCGAGCGACAUCUCGUCGAGUAUCAGCAGGAAAAGUGAAAUCUGGUCGCCGGGCUCGGUGUGCGAGAGGGAGGCCAGGGAAACGAGAGCACCGUCCUCCACCGGGAGCCCGUCCUCGACCCCUAUAAUUACGCGGCAAAUUCAUCACUCGCCUCUCACACCGCCCUCUUCGACCGAAAGGACUUUUCAAUGUAAGCAGUGCGGCAAAGCCUUCAAACGGUCGAGCACACUCAGCACCCAUCUCCUGAUCCACUCCGACACGAGGCCUUACCCUUGUCAAUAUUGCGGCAAGAGGUUUCACCAGAAGUCGGACAUGAAGAAGCAUACCUACAUCCACACCGGCGAGAAACCGCACAAGUGCGUCGUGUGCGGCAAGGCGUUCUCCCAGAGCAGCAACCUGAUCACGCACAUGCGUAAGCACACCGGCUACAAGCCCUUCCAGUGCGGCCUCUGCGACAAGGCCUUCCAGAGGAAGGUCGACCUGCGGAGGCACCGGGAAGGUCAGCACCCGGCGGCGCCGGCGCUCGAUUAUCGCGCUCUACAGGUAUCGUCGCAGCCUAACGGCAACCGGCACUCGCCACCAUCGUCGACACCUUCGGGUUACCACAUGAUACCCGUGCCCGGCAGUAGCUGAGAUUCGUUCACCUGACAGACGCUUUGUCCGUGAACGCAGGAGGCCUCCGGCAACCUGCGCGGUACGUAUCGUUAGACCGCACACGCGCGAUAUCGCCGGGACCCAUCAGGAUCAAGUCGUGUGCUCGUGGGGUCGCCGAAAGCGAGAAACGAUAUGUACUUGAGUCCCCGAACUCGAACGUCGUGCAGAGCAAUGCGUUUCGAGUAUGUGCGUCAGCGGACACCCGUGGCGUGGCACGCGUGGGUGAGAGCCGACUUUGGAUAUUAAUCGAUUAAUAUUUCUUUUCUAACUCAAAUAAUCCGCCAAUCAAUCAGCAGAAUUAAUUUAAUUCGACUCAUUAUUAAUCAAAUUUUGAUGUAAGUGAUUCCAGUUAUUAGAAUUAAUAAUUAAUUUCAUCAACCGAUUAAAUUAUUCGUGAUUGAUGAUUACGGUUUAAUUAAUUGGAUGAAUUAAUAAUCAAACUUUGAUGUGAGUGAUUAUAUAUUAAUUAAUAAAUUAAUUAAUUUUAUCAAUCAAUUAAUUCAUCAAUUCACUCAUUAAUUGUUAAUUUAUAAAUUAAUUAAUCAGUGUAUAGUCCAUCACAUUAAAGUAAUUUAAUUAACUGAUGGAAUAAAUUAUCACUCACAUAAAAAUUUGAAUAAUAUUUAAUUUCAUCAAUCUAUACGAAAUUAUUUGUGAUUGUAUAUGAUAAUUGAUUAAUUUGGAUUAUAAGUUUGCUGAUUAUUUUAAUCAAAGAAAGAAUUUUUGUCGAUUAAUACCAGCACUGGCAAGAGCCUAAUACACGCGGAGUUUAACGAAGUGAAGGCACUUGUAGGAUUAACUUUGUGUCGAAGACGAAGUCAACAAUUACUUUCUCUUUCUCUCUAUCGCGUCUGUUCGUUCUGUAUAAUUUAUUCUUGCGAGUGUUCCAUCCGCGACUUUACUUCGCGACGCGCCGAAAAUAAAUGCGUUGAUACUUGCGCGAAUUCACUUGGUCGCAAGCGAGACUCGAUCUCUCGAAUAUUCAACGUGAAGUAUUGGGAUUUUUUUGAAGGAAACCUGAGUCCCAAAUCAUCUUGUGGAAUUCUCCGGCGUUUAUUUUGUGCUUAUUAUUAUUUAAAAUUUUUCUAAUUCAUCUCUCACAAUUUAUUAUAUUAUUAUAUUAUUAUUUCAUGCACAAUUUAUUAUAUUAUUAUUUAAUUCGUCUCUGACGUUUAUCUUGUGCUUAUAAAAAACAAUUCCCUCGUCUUCGACUUUUGCGACCAAGUGUGCGCCGAUUAUCAGCCGAUUGUCGCGUCUCGAGCGACGCUGCCACGUUGUAGUUACGACACUGUGAUAGUAUUCCGUGAUGCAUAUACGACACGUGAUAAUCGAAGAUGGACCAUUGGACGUUACUUCGAGGUGACGCGAAGUGACAUGUGCGCCUUCACGACGAACACCUUGAAACACGCGCGCGUCAUGUGUAGCUCGACGAACGACCGGCGCUCCGGUGACAUAUGAUGCGCGUGUAUCGAUGGGGAUCAUCUCGAAAUGUAGCACUUCGCGUUUGUGCACACCAGUGACGUGGCGCAAUGUACUACGCGCGAAACACACUAAUGCCGGCUGCUUCUCCUUCUUGAGUGACACGCCGACGUCGCGCGUGCACUCAUCGGGCUGAAUAUAAAUUCAAUUAGGCGCGACGUUAGUUUCGCAUCGUUUCCCUUUUAUCGUCCUAAUGUCAGCGAGCUAUCAACGAGCGUAGUGAUACGGCGUCAACGUAUGUUUAACAUUCGUCUGGAAGUGUCAGUCGGAGAUCAACGAGUUGCCCCGGAAGGCAACGACAAAAGUCGUUGAGACAAUUUAUAUGCGUUCGAACGGAAUAAGAGAGAACUGCGCGGCAACGAAAACGACACGGAUUGGCCCUUGAGACCGCUCGUCUCGAAAGCAUGAGAUAUAAAUACGAUAACAGUCUGCACGCGUGAUUGCGCAAUAAACAUUCGGAAGAGUGGCGUAAUUCGAGCAUCCUCUGCCACGUCGAAGGUCACCGCCUACCAGUGCAAGCCAAUCUCGCUUACAUUCUCAGCUGUAGAAAGCAGAAUUGUGUAAAUAUUUUUCGUUGAAAUCUCCACCAGUGCCUCCUCCAGUUUCAAACUACAGUCGCGAGGCACGCAAGCAAUCGGCGAAUUAUUUAUACAAAUCAACAGAACAAUCACGCGUUUAACUCUUUUGCUACCAAUUUUUUUCUAAAAAUACAAUUUUUUUCUUACUGCCACUUCAUUAAAUACAUUAAUAUAAUUAAAAGAAAAAUUGAAAAUUUUAUGUUUGACACCAAAGGGUGUCAAUGCAAACCAAACUGAUUGGAAUCAAUCCGAUGAGCAUUAUAGGAUAGUAAAUUUCCAGUCGUGCGUUAUUGAAAAUCAAAGAAGUUCACACGUGUUUUUUAGAUAUCUUCGAGAUAUCCUCGCGAGCUUCACUCGAUCGGACUUCGAUUUUAACGCGUUACUACCAGAACAUUAAUAAUUAAGCUUAAGGAAAAAAAAAGAUUACAAAUUUUAUCACAGAAAACACCCUAUCUGCCCUUGUGAAAUUUACAACGCGAUGGAAGAACACACUGUACAUAUAUACGCGCACGCAUAUACAUAUGUAUUAUAUUUUCUCGACGUAAGACUAUGUGCGUAUGAGGCGCAUGUGCAGGAUAACACAUGUAUUCAUACACAUUACUGCUUCGUAAUUUUAUUAUUUAUACUGCGUUCCCCAUGGAAAUGAUCGAUUGCACGAAUUGUCUGUCGGGAAUGAUGGUGACGCAUUAAAAAUUGAGCGACCCCGCACAGAUCGUCGUAUUUUGUAAUAGCGCGCGCGAUUUACACAUCCGAUGUGGACAAUCGUCUACCGUAGAGAAGAUCUUUGUAACUCCCACGCGUGACACCCAGCGGAAGAUGUUGAAAUAAGUCGCUAUGUGAACGAAAAAGAAUAUAUACGAACAUCUCGUAUCUCACACACGGACGCUUGGAUGCAUGAAGUCGUGGUAACGGCAAGUGAGUCGAGGCGGAAAGUAUGAAAGUCGAGAAUCGAGGGGAUCUCUGAGCGCUUUCGUGCGCUCUCGCGGAUGGCGUCGAUUCGCCGCGACUUGACUGACCUGUCAUUAUUGUGAACAAUGUGCCUGAAUGUGCCUUUCUUUCGGUGUCAUCGUGUAACCGAAUCGUAUUUAUUGAAUAUCACUUGUGACUACUGUAUCGAUGCGUCCACGUCUUAUCUAAAUACGUGAGUAGCAUUUGUGUGUUUGAUGUACACGUAAGUUUCGUAUGGUGCACCUAGGUGCAGAUAUCACAGUUACUUUCUCGAUAAACUUCCUCAGUUCGUACACGUGUUUUGCGGAUCGCGUCAAAUCCACAGGCAGUGUGCGCGCGCGUUUUACCAUCGCGAAAAUAAUUGCCACGCGGCAGUCGGGCGCGUUGACACGGAACACGCAUAAUUACGUUGCAGUAGCGUAAUGAACGCGCGAUUGAUCCGACGUCGUGAUUGCCCGACGAAAGCUCGCUGUGCUUUCCUUUCCGUUUCGCGAUCGAUAUCUGAGCCUAAGUGCGAUAAUUAACAUGUACACACGAUGCAUUUGUAUUCAGAGAGCUCUGAGCUGAUUGUGAAUAUAUAGUACUAUUUGUGUAUCUCACGUGUCAUAGUCUGUCGAAGCCAAAGCCACCCGUGUUUACGAAAAUCGAUCGAAUAAACCAUUCGAACAAUUAAUGACAAUUGAGUAUCGUCAAAUCAACGACGCCACGCCAUACGACCGACAUACACACGCCGUACUUCUCCCACACAAAAACAAAAAAAAAAAAAACAGAAAAAAUAGAGAAGAAGGAAA